Molecule: messenger RNA, 3277 nt
Organism: Capsaspora owczarzaki ATCC 30864
Lineage: Eukaryota; Filasterea; Ministeriida; Capsasporidae
Product: radixin isoform a
Exons: 3
Coding region: 98-3121 (1007 amino acids)
Biological process (GO): regulation of organelle assembly; regulation of cell shape; positive regulation of protein localization to early endosome
Cellular component (GO): plasma membrane; cytoskeleton; apical part of cell
Molecular function (GO): cell adhesion molecule binding; actin binding
Source: RefSeq, a predicted model, not a curated record
AUUUUUAUUUAUUGUUAUUCUCGUCAUUGUGGUUGUUGUUGGCUUGCGCUUUCUGACAGUUUGCAUUCGUCCUCCGCUUUGCGAUCUGCCUUCUUGAAUGCCACUGCGGGGGCGCGCGUUCGUCCUCACACAAGAGGCCGUCGCGGCGCAUGGCUUGUUUGGCGGCCUGCCAGACUCCGGGCUGUCAAUCCUGCCAUCACAGUCCUCCUCUCUGGCGUUGCAGCUCCCGGCCGACGUCCCGCUCGUCACUGCGUCUGGAAGCCAUGCUGUCGUUGCUGGCGCUGGCAAUGGAAGCAGCGGCGUGUCUGCUCCGGCGUCGUCCUCGGACUGGCGGCAACAAGAUCCGCAAGCGGGUCAAGCCACCACUUCACACUCACUACCGUCCACCGCACAAGAGAGACACUCGAGAGGCAGCAACAGCAGCAACUCGUCGAUCGAACGCUCUACAUUUCUGCAGCGCGUCUUUGUCCUUCACCGCGUCCCGUCCGUCGUCAACGUCGUUGUGAGUUCACUGCCGACCAAAUUUGGGGCGCCGCUGACGGACGUAACAGUGCUGGCCUCGACUCAGCCGGGAAACAUCACCGGAAGACAAAUAUUUGACACUGCUGCGCGAUUACUCGGCAUUCGAGAGGUGUGCUUCUUUGGCCUCGCGUAUCAGGCCAUGGACGGCGCACCAGCCUGGGUCACGCUGGACAAGCGGAUUCGAAAGCAUGAUGUGCUGCGCAUGGACAAGUCCGACCCUGCGGCGCCGUACCAGCUCCGAAUGCGCUUCAAAUUCUUCCCAGAGGAUGCGGUUGAGCAGGUGAUUCUCGAUCGCACACGACACUACUUGGUCUUGCAGCUGCACGAGAGCAUCUGCAGCAGCCAGCUCUACUGUCCCGCCGAAAUGUGCGUCCUGUUAGCGUCCUACUAUGUGCAAGCCAAGCAUGGCGACUACAACUCGCGCGUGCACGUCCCUGGGUUUCUUUCCGGCGACACGCUCAUGCCGCAGCGCGUCAAGAGCCAGUACAACAUGACGGAUGCAAUGUGGGAGGAGCGCAUCCUCGCGUGCCACGCCGAGCACCAGGGCAUGUCCUUGGAGGAAGCUCUCGUCGAGUACCUCAAGAUUGCCCAAGACCUCGAAAUGUUUGGCGUCGAGUUCUUCCCCAUCAAAAACAAGAAGGGCACGGAUGUCUGGCUCGGGAUUGAUGCGCGUGGCCUCAGCAUUUACGAGCUCAACGACAAGCUCAAUCCAAAGAUUGCCUUUCCCUGGAGCGAGAUUCAGCAAGUUGGCUAUGUGGACACGCAGUUCAUCAUCACUGUCAACGAUCGACGCUCGCCAGAUGUCGUGCUGAUUGUGCCGAGCAAGCGCAUCAACAAGCGCAUCACGCACAUGUGUCUCGGCAAUUACCAAAUGUAUCUCCGAGGGCGCGCCAAUGCGACGCUGGAGCACGAGCUCUUCCAGGCGGAGGCACAGCACGAGCGCCUGCGACGGGAGACGCAAAAGCAGCGUCUCCUUCUCGAACGGAGCGCCCGUGUCGAGGCCGAGCGAGCGCGAUACGAGCUUGAGCUGCGCUUGCAGCAGGCGGAAGAGCACGCAAAGCAGUGGGAGUACGCCUUCCGUCGGUCGGAGGAAACCGCCGAGCUCAUGUUUGAAAAGGCGACCAUUGCCGAAGAGGAGGCCAGGCUUCUCAUGCGCAAGGCCCUUGAGGCUGAAGAGACGAAAAUGCGAAUCAUGAAAACAGCCGUGCGCACGGCCGAGGAAAAGGCCGAGAUGGGUCGCAAAGCCAAGGAGGCCGAAGAGGUGGCUGCCCGUCUCGCGUUUCAAGCCAAGCGUGCGGAAGCCCAAGCUGUGCAACUUCGUUCGCAGUUGCUCUUUCAACAGCAACAACGGCUGAAUCAAGGCGCUGCCCCAUCCACGCCUGUCGGGACUACCACCGGUGCAAGCGCAUCUGCUGGCGGCGGUCGAUUUGUCCCUCAUGGCAGCAGCAGCAGCAGCAGCAGCAACAGCAAGUCUCCAGCUCCGGCGCACACGCUUUACUCGCCUACAGUGCCCGCUUCCGGCAGCAGCCAUGCUCGACCCUCCAAAGACACGAGUCCAAUCCCCAACACGUAUUCCAACACGACAAUGCAAAGCACCUCCUCGUCUUCGUCGGCGUCGUCGCUGCACGGCACUGCUCAUCACCCGUUGCACCUGACCCCUGCUCAGCACCAUGCCCAGAUGCGGCAAUCCAACUCACACCACACCAUAGACCCGGCCACUGCUGGGCGCGGGCAGCACUCUGCACUUGGCACAGUCGCAGCGUCUGCACCCAAUGUGUUUGCCUACACGAGCCAUUCACCCGUGCCCAUGCCGGUCCAAUCCCAUCACCCCGAACCAAGAAUGGGCCGGCAGUCCUCCGAAGUAUUUACCACGUCCAUCGCAACCCUCCCCUCGCUCAAUUCCAGCGGUUCCGAAACCGCCAUCUCACAGUUAACGCGCCGCGACAGUGGCAAUUCGGCACGCUCGGCGCAUGGAGGCGCCGGCCUCGCCCCACCCAAUGGACUUGCACCUGAUAAUCGCAGCCUCAUUGCGCAAAACGGCUCGCCCACGACCCUUCGCCGCUCCAUGCACGCCUCUACCGCAGCAGCACGGCUGUCUAUACCUUCCUUCGACAGCUCGACGGGCGCCUCGCUGGCCUCCGAAGUGCACUCGGCGCGCAUGAGUUUGUCGAAUGUGCAAUUUUCACGCCAGCCGUCCUACCGACUCUCGAGCUAUGCUCCAGGGUCUCCUCACAGCGCAAACGGAGCUCAGGUGGAGACCUCGCUCGGCCAGUUGGGCCACGACGGCGCCGGCGGAGAUGCAGGUGCCGGGACUGGACUGCGCGAUGUGGACACUCGUCCGCCUGGCGACGCGUCGACCCAGCUGGCCUCCCAAAUCAAAAAGGAGCGGCGGGAGCACUUGGGCACAUCGAAAACGCUCCAAGUACAGUUGCGCUCGCUGAUUGCCGACAUCAUGCCGCUGCGUCGCACUGAAAUGGCAUCCGAGCUCGAUGAAAUCCACGAGAGCAACGUCCAGCUCGGCAAAACCAAGUACGCCACGCUCCGACUCAUCCGCAAAGGCACCACCCACGAUCGCAUCAACAAAUUCGAGAGCAUGUAGCGAUGGGUUGCCUGUUUUUGGAGUUUUCGUUUUUUUGUGAGUUUUCGUUUUUGUGAGUUUUGCGUGGCGCACUCGUAUCAUCUUAACAUUGAAAGCAACCAAUGCCACCAAAACCAGUAGCUUGAUGGUUGUGAAGCCUUCAAGUCUGCGACCCGA